AUGGCACAGUUACCUCCUAAAAUACCAACCAUACCCCAAAAUUGGCAACAUUUUUCUCACCAAAAGGUAUCAUCAUCCUCCACAAUGUCAAAUAUCACCUCUACAACCACCACUGAUCAUCAACAAUUACCGUCAUGGAUCGACGAAUUCCUCGACUUCUCCUCGGUAAGACGAGGAGCCCACCGGCGUUCUGCUAGCGACUCUAUAGCCUUCCUCGAGACAUCGUUUCUCGAGGAAGACGGAAAAAGUGGUGGUGAUGGAGAUGGUGACUUUGAUAGACUGGAUGAUGAACAAUUAAUUUCCAUGUUCUCUGACAAUGUUGGCGGCGGCGGUGUCUCGUUCCUGCCUCCCCCGUCAACCUCCAACACGUCGUCACCUUCCUCCGACCAAAAUAGUAACAACAAUGAAGAGAAACCAAUGGCAAUGGUGUUGGAUUCUACUGCACCAGUGCAAGAACGUUAUCUUCAUCACGAGGUGAAGCCUAAGGAUGAAGCGGUUGAAGAUGAAAGCUCGUGUAGAAUUGAGGAAGCGGUGGCGGAGGCGCCAUCUUUCGCCGCAACCAUCACCUGCACUGAAACCGUUGUUGAUCCCAAGAGGGUCAAAAGAAUUUUGGCAAACCGGCAAUCAGCUCAGAGGUCGAGAGUGAGAAAGCUGCAAUAUAUUUCUGAGCUUGAAAGGAGUGUAACAUCUUUGCAGACGGAGGUUUCAGCAUUAUCACCACGAGUAGCAUUCUUGGACCAUCAACGUUUGAUUCUUAAUGUCGACAACAGUGCCUUAAAGCAAAGGAUUGCAGCAUUGGCUCAGGAUAAGCUUUUCAAAGAUGCUCAUCAAGAAGCAUUAAAGAAGGAAAUAGAAAGGUUGAGACAAAUCUAUCACCAACAAAACAUACAAAAGAUGGGGAAUUCAAUGAAUAAUAAUAAUAACAACAACAAUGGUCAUUCUCUUCAAUCACCACCAACAUCACAACCACACCAACACCCUUUCCAUAAUCACUUGGAAUGCAAGGACAAAGAGCAACUCCUUAGUUAA
Molecule: messenger RNA, 1029 nt
Organism: Lathyrus sativus (Indian pea)
Lineage: Eukaryota; Viridiplantae; Streptophyta; Magnoliopsida; Fabales; Fabaceae
Source: the annotation of a GenBank genome assembly